AUGAGCCCCUUGUGUUGGCUGAGCUUACUACUAGUAGCAGUAUUGAUAGAAAGCUGUCAUUCUUAUGAGCUUCGUUCCUUGCAGUCGUCAACCAAUUGGAGCGGCUUCAACGCGUUGGUCUCCUCGGCUGUCAUUCGGUUUCCAGAUUCGGAACUGGAAUCCGGAGGACUUACGUUGAAAGUGAGCGACUUGCAGUGUUCCAAUGUGCGCGUCCAAGAUAUUCAGCUGACUAGCGAUGCAGCUAGUACUACCAGUCAACAACUCCCCCUGGACUUUCUGGUAUCUGGCCUGGACAUGACGUGCACGGCGCGGUACGAGUUCUACGGACUCCUCAUUGUCAAUGGCAGUGGUGAUCUCUACGUGGAGUCCUACGGCAAUGCAGCUCUCCUUCGCACUGUUUUGGAAUCCCUGGACUAUUCCCGCUACCCUCCUCAUGACUCGUACAUUGCUUCUUGUCAACCCACCAUUCAGAUCCAAACACUCGACUUUUCCAACGGUGGCUUCUGGGGAUGGACACUCGAUACCUUGCAAGGAAUGUUCAGAGGAAGGUUUGAAGAUUUGGCGGAAACUAGACUUUGUCAGGAACUAGAAGACAUGGCCAAUCAAGAUCUAGAUCAAAUCCUCAAUGACGUACAAAACUACCUGGUUCAGUACAAUCCGGAUUCUGCCAAUGCCCAACAACUCAAUGAUCCCUUGCAUGCCGAGACACUCAUGAUGGCUUUCUACCCCCAGCUUAUUAACACACAACAAUCCAAUCAACAACUCAUCAAUUGGCAACAGCCAGACUCUUAUCCAUUUGGAUUCUGGAUGGACACUGCUUGGCAAGAUACAGUCCAACAUCUCAACACUUAUGAUACUACACAAAACACAAUCAAUGCCAAUCUACUCCUCAGACAACACAUUCUCAAUCCACAGGGAGUACUCGUUGUCAAUGCUGAUGGUACUGAUGAUACUACCGGUAUUACUGAAAGCACAAGAAUUCUAUAUGAGGGACAAGACAAGUGGAUGAAAACACAAAUCCUUCUAAAUCAAGUCAGAAUCAAGGGAUUGGAUACUCUCACGGCAUUGGAUCCACUUGUUACCAUUGGGAAGUACACUCUACAAAGCAAACUAUCCUGGCAAUCACUGGCGCUUGAAAUGGAUCUAGAAUUGUACAUUCAACCAUCCACACUCCCCGACAGUUACAUUACGCAAGGAGCUACUCAAAAUAAUGGUGGCAUUCGAGAACAAAUCACCGUCCAACUGGCACUCUCCCAAGUCGAUGCCGGAAUUGGAAUUUUAUUGGCAUUGGAUCAAAAUACACUCGAGGAACUCCAGCUCGGACAUUUCCUACAAAAAGACAAUAUUCUACCCUGCUUUCUCACUUCCAUUUUUCAAGUACAGGUAUCCACACUCUCCGUACAAGCCAUGGAUUUAGAGCCCCCAGUUAUUACCGCCACUUCUUCCUCACUCUCGCCAGGACUCUAUCAAGUCCUUUCCAAUGCCAUGAAUGCCGCCUUUUACAUGUACGAAUCCUCCCUCUUACGGUCCAGUCAGGCAUUCUUUCAAACCGUCAUUCGAGAUGUCGUCAAUCAGCAAUUGGAAGCGCAAAAAGAGAGUCUCUCCCAGGGAGAAAAAUGUACGCUCUGGGAAUUGACACCGCCACUCGGGAAUAUCAAUGUCCGACAAUUAUUGCUGGGACCGCCCACUGUCGAUUUGGUGCCCACUUCGUCCGGUGGCACCGUGGGUAGAUAUGGCAAUUUGUUUCACGAAUUUGUCGUGCCCACUCUACAAAAUGAAGUACUCACCGAUGAUAAACUCAAUCAACGAUUCGUACGACCCUACACACUCGAUCAGUCGGGACGUGAAGGAAUUCUCAUGUCGUCCACCGACGCUCCCUUGCUCGAUUUUGUACAAGAAGGAACGGGCAAUCCAUACCAGCUCCAACAAGAAGAUUAUUACAACAAUAUCAACAACAAUGAGACGACGACGGCCACCACCACCAAUUGGGUCACGCUACUGGGAUGGGAACAGUUCCAGUUCCAAGCCAAAGAUGCCAUUCUCUACAAUAUCGAUACCAUCACGUCUCCCGUUGAACUGUUCGUACCACUCGAUACACAACUACUGGGGAAUACCAUUCGAACGGGCGAUGCAACUCCGGAUCGACCACUCCAAUUCACCAUGCAACUCGUCGCACAAGCACUACCCUUUGGUCACUCUUCUUUGGAACAACAACAACCAGAAGAAAUACACAAUCAUGUGGAACUUUCCAUUACCAUUCCCUCCUCCGUUUUCAUAUUCGAACUAUUUGUCGCCAUGAACGAAACGGCACUCCUCCACUUUCCACUCGAGAAUUUGGAAAAUGAAUAUUGUUGGUUGGCCGCCAUGUCGUCGUCCUCCACCGAAACAUCACCACUCAACUUGGAACGCGUCGUUACGGGGCUCGCAUCCUCCUUCACGUUGGACGCCGCCUGUGUCUCGUGCUCCAGUCCGGGGGCAACGGCAUUGCCACAAGUCUUGCAGGUACUACAAAAUGCCGGAUUGACAACGCGAUUCCAACCCUACCUCGAAGACCUAUUGGCCAAUGUCGUACAGGGAGCCUUUACCAAUAUGAACUUUGAUGCGUGGAUUGCCGAUGCUCAUCGACUCUGUCCUCACGAUGACCAAUACGAUCCGCUGGCCGUGCCGCAAGAAAAUCUCUACGGACUAGCCAAGGCUUUUGCAACACCGCCGCGAUGGUCCCGGCAAUCGGUCGAAACCAUGUCGACGUUUGGAUUCCUGUCGCUCUACGCCAGUCUGUUUUUGUUGGCCAAAAACUACAUUCUGCAGCCGCCGCCGCCCCUGGUACUGGAGGAGGAGCUUCCGGUGGUUUUGAAUGCGGCUACGAAUCAAUCGUCCACCACCACGAGCAGUACUACUACUACUAGGUUGUUGGAUUGGACCAAUCUAUCGGCAACGCUCGGGCCUUGGGCCGAUUCCGUACUGGAGGAAGCGCGGGUGGCGCUGCAAGCGUCGGUCAUGACUGACUUGUCCACGUACAAUGCGACGCGACGACUCGAAGGGAACGAGACAAAGGAGGAGACGCCACAAGUGCUGCAAGCUGAUUCUUUUAUUCGCGAUCAUCUCCUUGACGAACAAGGACAACUGAUCGUUGCGUUCGACGACAUGCAGUUUGAUCUGGCAGGAGUCGUCUUUUCUGUGUGGCAAACCCGGGUGCUGGGGAUUGAUUCCAUUACGCAUUUAGACCCAUUCGUUGUGGUGGGGCCUCAAACGCUCCAAAACAGUCUGGAGUUGCAGCAGCUCAACGUCACCUUGGACCUGCUAGUGGACCUGGGAUCUGGAGAAACGCACAACAUGACAGUGUCCAUUGAUUUCCAAAACAUCGUGGUGGAGUUCCCAUUGUUGCUUGCCAUGGACGUGGACAAACUCGGCCAAAUCGAGCUGGGCAGCCUGCUCAAGAUCAACCAAGUCCUUCCGUGUCUUCUGGAGGGAGCCCAUGAGGUGUUCAUUCCGCGCCUUAACGUGUCCAUUGGGAACAUGGGGAAACCCUCUAUUGAAGGAUUCUUGUCGCCAGAUCUUCAUGGCGUACUGGCUCUCAUGAAUCAAGUUUUGUACGAUUCCUUUGGAGAAGAGUUGGCAUUUGCUCUACCGGGCAUCUUCGAUAGCUCUAUCAGGCAUUCGUUCAACGUUUGGCUCCAACAGUAUGUGUCACAAGUAGACCCAACCCUGUGCUCUGUUGAGGCAGGUGGCGACAUUCUUGACUUUAGGGAUUUGUUUCUCCCACCAACAGAGUCCAAAAGCUUGGGAGGUACUGGAAGGGAGCAGUAUGGAGAUAUUUUCCAACUCUUGCACGGAGUGAUGAAGCAAGAGCUCGAAACCAAAGACGGCGAACCGCCGUCAAUCAACGACCACCUCUCGUCUUGGACAGCAGAUCACUUUAACAUGAGCGGAGCUGUGAAUAUCCCUGGCAACCUUUUGGACACGACGGCAAGCGUGAAGUUGGCGGGCUUGGAUGCCGUGUUGGCUUUUCAACUUGGAGAUAUUGCGCUUGAAAACAUUGACACGCUGGGGGCACCUCUGUCCCUUUUGGAUCCUGUAAAUGCUCACACGUUGAACAAUACCAUCUCAUUGGGUGUUGGAACCGAGCCUCUUAAAGUGAAGGCUAGACUGAUGCUCGCCAUUUCUGACAACGAGGAGAUGCAAGUUCGAAACGUCGUUGACGUCAGUGUGGAUGUCUAUGACGCAAACGCUCUUGCCACCAUCCUGCUCAGGAUUAGAGAAGACAGCUUUUUGAAGUUUCCUUUGAAGGAUGUACCAAAUGUCUUCUGCUGGCUUUCCACCAUCCUUGCUGCAGACGGUGACAUCCAUGGGAUAUCGCUCUUGGAUGAAUCCUUGAGUCUGGGGGACAUGGAUCUGAAUGUCUCGUGUGUUUCUUGCACGAGCCCCCAAUUUGGUGAUCUCGUGGCUGAUCUCUAUACCCCAGCCAGCGCCGAUGAAGCAACCGAAACGGUCUACCAGACCUUGAGUCAAAUCCUCGAUGGCGAGGCCAUCCAAGACUUCCUGGACCAAGUUGUAGCCGAAUCUUCCAGGAAGUGUCCCCAUGCUGGUGACUAUGACCCAGACGCACUCAUCACCGCCUCCGAAUACUUACAAAACCAAGCAGAACCUUUUGGUUUCACAGAUUUUACCGAGCGUGAUGAUACGUCUUCCUAUUUCAAUAUUGCUAGUGGAAUCUUUGCAGCUUUCCUUCUCCUCGCCUUCAUCCUUGGGAAACUCUUGAUCCGACGGAGCAACAAGAAGUGGAAGGAAUCACUUUCUUCGGAGGGGAUGUUUCUGCUGCGCCGACAAAAGGCCAGGGAACAAGAGCAAGAGAAAAUCAUAAACAUGUAUUCUCAGUCUCUCCUGCACAGUGCUGUCUUGGACGCCAAAGUCAGGUGGGCUGUUCCUGUGAUGAUUUUGCUCAACAUUGGGCUAUACAUGGGCGGUCACCUUGGCAUUCUUUCAACAGUUGAUCUGGACGUGCACCUUGCGGGGGAAGAGUUUACAAUACACAAUUUUUUGGAGUUCUCCUUUAUUGACUCUACGGCAAACACCUAUCGGAAUGGGGGAAUGGAGAUGUCCAUUAUGUUGUGGAUAUUCACGGGCAUUUGGCCAUACGUAAAGCUUCUCGCAUCGUUGUUUCUUUGGCUCGUGCCACCACGAAUGCUAUCCGUCAGUUACAGAGGGAAGAUGCUUCUGUGGAUUGAUGCCUUGACAAAGCUAAGCAUCGUGGAUAUCUUUACGAUGAUAUUGGCUCUUGCUGUGUUGCUUGUGUACAUUGGUGGGCCCGACGAAGCCUUGGACGCCGAAGGGGCUCUAUACUCGAUGAAAGUUAUUGUCAUCCCAGGCGCAAGCUGCUAUUGCAUCGUUAUGGCACAGCGAAUGUCGAGAGUUAGUUCAAGGUUCUUUCUGGAUUGCCACGAUAAGGUGGUUCUUGCUGCACGUGAGGGCUGCGCCAAAGGUGAAGUUGCAAGUUUCUACCAAAAAGAGCCCAAAUCGUGCAAUGAAGCAUUGGCGGAGCAAAUGGACUGCAGCGAUAACGGCUGGUUAGAAGACGAGAGUAACCAGGAAGAGGAAAGCUCCUUGAAUCUUUCCCCGGAUCCAAAGAGGGAUCUGAACACGGGACUCGCGUCUGCAGAUGACAGCCCGGAGCUGCCGAGGAGAACAUUCGAUAACACAUCACUGCCAACUCACCUGGGCAGUGCUGGUGGGAGCACCAUGUCUCCGGUGGACCAAGAGAUGUCCAGUGUACUCGAAAAGCGACUCUCUCCAGCACCAGAGCACGUGGGUGACAAGGACAAGGAGUGUUCUUCGAUUGGCGACCAGUCAAGUGCCACAGCAGAGCGAGGAGAUUCUCGUUGCUCCACCUUGCUCAAACGCCUGAAGAAUGUUCUUGUCAAUCGUCAUUUUGGGGUAGCCUUUGGCGUACUGGCGGUGCUGGUGCUCCUUGUCAUUGGUUGCAUAUAUGCUCCCUCUGUUUCAGUUAAUAUCUCGGACCUAUGGGGACUUGCUCUGGAGUCAGGGACCACGUUCGAAGAAGCGGUCACCAAAUAUGGAGUUUUCUCGGUUGUGAGUGCCGUGCUGUUGCAGUCACGGUUUGUCUUGGACACAACCUGGGACUACGUCGCACUGGGUUUCUUGUUGGUGGUUGCUUUCGUAUCCAUGGGGAUGGUUUUCUUCAUUGGUUGUUACCAAUUCGUGAGGCGCCUCAUGAGGGGCGGAUGGUCCGCUGUCCGACCCAUCCAAAAAUCACCAGCUUAUGAACUACCUUCCUACCUCAGACUUCAUGCCUACAAACACUUUGAAAUCUACGUUGUGGCGGUUGUGGUUGGUUGUUGGCAGCUUGGAUCUGUUUCUAUCUAUGCCAUCCAUCUGUACUGUUCAAUUCUCGACUCUGUCUACAAGGUGCUUACUUACAUUGGGCUCGUCCAGCCUACCAAUGCUCAAUGCUUUGAAGCCCAAAUGACGCUUCUCGAUAACCUCCUCAUCUUUUUUGGCGCUUUGUUGAUACUACUGGCCAAAUUUUUCAUCCAAUGCUCAAGCCAGUACCGCAAGAACGUCACCGAGGCCACCGAAUUGCUGCGCCACGAAGACCACGACAUUGACAAGCUCUCAAGUCUUUGGAAUACCCCAAGCAGUCCAAAGCCAAGCUUCUGGAGCAGCAGCAGCAGAAACAUACUCAACCAAACUGCGUCGUUCUCUGACAUGAACUCGGCAGUAGAUGAAAGCCCCGGCAGCUACGACACAACACGGAGCUUCGCAACAGCACGAAGCUCGGCUCCUCUCGUCUACUCUCCAGCGCAGCAGGAUAGCGUUUCACUGAGCAGUGUGUCCCCCGGGGGGCAAGACCGGGAUGCAAUGUCUAUCAGCAAUCUUCCUUCUCAGUAG
This is a messenger RNA of Seminavis robusta, 6906 nucleotides long. The record is from the annotation of a GenBank genome assembly. Lineage: Eukaryota; Bacillariophyta; Bacillariophyceae; Naviculales; Naviculaceae.